AUGUCUAAACGGAAUCAACGUGAAACACGUUCUUCGAGUUCAUCCUCUUCACAAUAUCAACCAUCGCCGAAACGCUUGCUCCGCGAUGGGACGCCAGGUAAGGACGACGAUCACGUCUCACUCGGCAACAUUAUGGAUAGGUUGUGUCAUUUGGAAUCUCGAAUGGAAGACCUCUUCGGCAGUCUAAAAUCCGAGCUAUCAUGUCUUAGACAUGAACUCAACGAAGAAAUUGAGAAAGUAAAAUCGACAGUAAACGAUGUGGAAACAUCAUUGAACGCGGCGUGGGACACAAUCAAAGAUCUCCAAGAUGAACUAAAAAUACACGCAGAAUUCCGAAAGAAACAUAAAGAAAGUUUGGAAAAACACGUCGAGGACAAUGGUGUUUCACAAAGCGCUAAAGCGAAAAUUGCUCUG
This is a messenger RNA of Porites evermanni, 414 nucleotides long. The record is from the annotation of a GenBank genome assembly. Lineage: Eukaryota; Metazoa; Cnidaria; Anthozoa; Scleractinia; Poritidae.